This is a messenger RNA of Lymnaea stagnalis (great pond snail), 1814 nucleotides long. The record is from the annotation of a GenBank genome assembly. Lineage: Eukaryota; Metazoa; Mollusca; Gastropoda; Lymnaeidae.
GUCCAACGUUCACCGCUGUGAAGUCGACGUGCCUGGGUGUAGCGCCCAGCGAAUGCUUUGGACUGCUCGGUCAGAAUGGCGCCGGGAAGACGACGAUCUUCAAGAUGCUCACCGGAGACGUCAUCAUCACAGACGGAGACAUCUACGUGGAGAGCAAGAACAUCAAGUGGUAUUUGAAAUCUGUAAGCAGUGAAUUUAUUCAUAUCAAGAUUUUAUUAUUGCAACUAAUAUAGGAUUGAAACCCUAGUCGCGAAUUUUUCUCUCUCUCUCUCUCUCUCUCUCUCUCUCUCUCUCUCUCUCUCACUCUCGCCGUUAGACUCAAUGUAGUUUCAUUUAAAUACAAGAUGACAAUUAAUUGAGCUUUUUUUUUCCCGGCCUCUGUAGAAAUUUUGCAAUGUUCUUUAAUCCGUAGAUUCAGUCCAGAAUGGGCUACUGUCCUCAGUACGACGCACUCAAUGACCUUCUGACCGGCGCGGAGCUCCUCUUCUUCUACGGACGACUCAGGGGCGUGCCAGCAAAAGACCUGCCGGUGGUAGCAGCUCGGGUCGUGUCAUUUGUCGAUCUCCAUCCUUAUGAGACGGAGUUGAUCCAUGGAUACAGGUGGAUGAAAAGAAAUCAUUUAAAGUUGUAAAAUUAUUUAAACGGGGUUGGGGGUGGGGGGUAGUUGUGGCCUAUUCCAAGCCAAAUAUCUAUUGGUCAACCACCUUUUGAUUUACUUGUAAUUGCAAAUUAUUUUUUUUUACAAUGAAUGACGCUAGCAUAUUCUUUGAUGUAUAUCAAACCCAAUUUAAGCGGAAAUGAAUGUAACUUGCUGUAGCUGAAAACACACAUACCCAGGGGCGUCAUUUCGGGAGGGGGUAAAACUCACAUCUUAGUCGGCUUGUUAAGUUGUUUAUUAUUGGAGGCACUACCAUGCAUAGCAAUUUAAAUAAAACCUGAAAAUUCAACACACACAAAAAGUGUGUGGGGGGGGGGGCAAAUUAUUCCCCGCCGUACCCAAGUGAUGUCCCUCACACAUACAUCUGUGUUAAAGAUGAAAAUUACUAAAUCUAAUUUGAAGUCUUAAAAACACUGAUUUGUACGGAAAUCGAAUCAAUUAUUGUUACUAUUAUAAAUAAGAAAACAUUCUAGAUAAUAGUAAAAGAAUCAUUUUAAUUAUUUUAUCUGAAUGUGACAGUUAAGAAAUUGUAUAAAAGGACAGAGACAUGAUUUUAUUAACAAUCCUUGAUCAUCUGUGUAUUACUAUUUUUACACCUAUGUGCCACUAUUAUUAAUUACUAAGCUAAUUUUUUUUUUUUAAAUUGCGAACUUAAAUUUAAAUUUAUGUUAAUGGCUCAAAGAACUCGAAACAAUUCAAAAUUCAAAUUUUCUUUUUGGACUCAAUGAACCAAAAUUAUGAAUAAUCAUAUGAGAACGUAAUCAAAAUUGUUAAAUAUUGUUGUAACACGCAACACACAACCUAAGAUUUGUAUGGCUUUCAUUUUUAAAUGUGUACUUUUUCAUACCAAAAAAAAAAGUCAAUCAAUUUUAUUAAUUUAUAAAUGAAAAUUUGUUGAAUAUUACUUUAACAAAAAAUUUUUUUUUGUUUUUUAAAUACUGAUUAAGCACUAUAAAAAUGUUUCCAACCUUUUGUCAAACAAUCAGUACCACGUCUUAACAAUGAGUUGAGAAGCCUUGAACAUCACAAUCUAUCCAUUGAUGGAAACGUCAAACUUGCUGAACGUAAAAUGGAUUUUAUUAAUAUUUUUUUUCCAUACUCAGCGGCGGGACUAAGAGAAAGCUGUCGAUGGGCAUUUCUAUAAUCGGUAACCCAG